Messenger RNA from Notolabrus celidotus (New Zealand spotty), 3049 nucleotides. RefSeq names its product transglutaminase 2, like (gene tgm2l). The record is from RefSeq and is a predicted model, not a curated record. Lineage: Eukaryota; Metazoa; Chordata; Actinopteri; Labriformes; Labridae. The transcript has 15 exons. Bases 90 to 2171 code for a protein of 693 amino acids. Gene Ontology annotation, molecular function: protein-glutamine gamma-glutamyltransferase activity. Gene Ontology annotation, biological process: peptide cross-linking.
GGAUACCAAGCUAGAAGGACGGCGUGUAGAGGCACCUGAGGACACACACAGCAACAUUUUAACAGACUUCUAAAGAAUCAGAAUCUGCAAUGGCCAAUCAUAGGGGUUUGAUAACCAAUGUGGAUUUAAGAAGCCAUGAAAACAACUUGUUCCACCGUACCAGAGAGAUUGAUCGGGAGCGUCUGAUCGUCCGCAGGGGUCAACCUUUCUCCAUUACCCUGCAGUGCUCUGACUCUCUGCCCCCCAAACAUCACCUAGAGGUCGUUCUGCACCUUGGUAAGAGAGAUGAGGUGGUGAUCAAGGUUCAAAGUGGCCAUGGUGCCAGAGACAAGUGGUGGUUUAGUCAUCAGGGAGCACAGGAUGAAAUGCUCCUGACCCUUCAUAGUCCUGCUGACGCUAUCAUCGGUCAGUACCAUCUGGCUGUGUUAGUGAUGUCGUUGGAUGGGCGCAUUGUGGAUAAGACUGAAAAAACUCAGUUUCACCUGCUCUUCAACCCAUGGUGCAAAGAUGAUGUGGUGUACCUCCCUGAUGAGAGUCAGCUCCAGGAAUAUGUCAUGAAUGAGGAUGGGGUCAUAUUCAUGGGGACCUGGAACUCCAUUAACAGUAUUCCUUGGAACUAUGGACAGUUUGAAGACAAUGUGAUGGACAUCUGCCUUGAAGUCUUGGACAACUCUAAGGAUGCCCUGAAAAACUCACUGGAUGACAUUAAACAGAGAUCAGACCCUGUCUAUGUCAGCAGGAUGAUCACUGCGAUGGUGAACUCUAACGGUGACAAGGGCGUGUUGAUGGGUCGCUGGCAUGAGCCGUACUCUGGAGGAGUAGCGCCCUAUCGGUGGACGGGCAGUGUGCCGAUCCUCAGACAGUGGAGCAGAGCUGGAGCGAAGGCUGUGCAAUAUGGACAGUGCUGGGUGUUUGCUGGGGUUGCUUGCACAGUGCUGCGCUGUUUAGGAAUCCCAACACGCCUCAUCACAAACUUUGAUUCAGCUCAUGAUGUGGAUGGAAAUCUCUCUGUGGACUUCCUGCUGAAUGAAAGACUGGAGAGUUUUGACAGAGAAGGCAAGGGGGACAGCAGCUGGAACUUUCACUGUUGGGUUGAGUCCUGGAUGAGGAGAGAGGACCUCCCAAGAGGAAAUGAUGGCUGGCAGGUUUUGGACCCCACCCCUCAAGAACUGAGUGAUGGUGAGUUUUGCUGUGGUCCAUGUCCAGUGACGGCCAUCAAGGAGGGAAAUCUUGAAGUAAAAUACGACGCUCCAUUUAUAUUUGCUGAGGUGAAUGCUGACAUCGUCCACUGGAUCAUCAAACCAAAUGGUCAAAAGCAGAAGAUCAAAUCAGACCAGGGGAGUGUGGGGAAGAACAUCAGCACCAAAAGCAUUUUUGGCGACUACAGAGAUGAUGUCACACUACACUACAAAUAUCCUGAGGGCUCCAAAAAGGAGAGGGAGGUGUAUGAGAAAGCAGGGCGUCGGGUCACACAGCCGACCAAUGAGAGUGCAGAACCAGCACAACUGCAGGUGUCAAUCAAGAAUGCCAGACCUGUGUUUGGGACGGACUUUGAUGUGAUUGUUGAGGUGAAGAAUGAAGGAGUCCGAGAGGCCCAUGCUAAGAUGACCAUGCUGGCCAUGGCUGUAACUUACAAUUCUCUCCACCGAGGCGAGUGCCAGAGACAAACAACCAACGUGACAGUGCCGCCUCACAAAGUCCACAGGGAAGUGCUACGUCUGCAUUAUGACGACUACGGCAGGUGUGUGUCCGAGCAUCAUCUGAUCAGGAUGAAGGCACUCUUGGAAACUUCUGGGGAGGACGAGCCCAUCAUGGCUAUGGCAAACAUCCCACUGAGCAUGCCUGAAGUCCUCGUGCAAGUACCAGGGAAGGCUUUUGUUUGGGAACCAGUGACAGCCUACUUGUCCUUCACCAAUCCUCUACCAGUUCCUCUGAAAGGUGGUGUGUUCACUGUGGAGGGGGCUGGCCUGCUGUCUAACACAGAGAUCCAGGUUAAAGGUGAUAUAUCUCCAGGACAGAAAGUGUCUGUGAAGUUUGCCUUUUCGCCCGUGCGGACCGGAGUGAGGAAGCUCCUGGUGGACUUUGACUCUGACAGACUGAAGGACGUGAGGGGAGUUGCUACUGUGGUUGUCCGCAAGAAAUACACCACUGUAUUCACUAGAUAUCAUUAACAAGCUCUGAGCACACUGAAAGUGACACAUGGUGUUAUUCUGUGAGAUUAUGCGGCAUUCCCUGAAUGUGAGAGGAGGAGCUGCUCUGCCUCAGUGCUGAGGUGCAUAGCAGACAGUUUAAGUCAGAGACAGAACAAACACUGCAAAACAAAGGGAACUGAUCAACACACAAAAUAUGACAAAAUAAAAGCAGCUGGCUGGAAUGAUAACUGUGUACUGUGUACUGAACAUGCAAACAAAAUUGUAUUCCUCAAUGAUUGGACAUUACAGAGAGAAACUAGGAACAUGCUAAUUAUCUUAAACUGCUUUGUGGCAGAUAUGAAAAGGUUGCUGUCUUUCUAUUUCAGACAAAUCAGAGAAGAUACUUUCUUUUUGCUUAUCUUUAAGAUUCAUCUUCUGAACUUAUUAGUAAUUUUUUGUAUUUUUAACAUUAACCAAAUGCCAAAUCAGAACUUUCUUCAAUCCCAAGCCUCUCUUCUCUAACCCUCUGAAUAAGAGUCAUUAUGUGAUGCCAUAUGUCAAAGUUUCAGGAGUAGGACCCCUUAAUUGGCUUCCCUGCACUAACAACAGCAAGAAGUUUGACGUCAAAUUCAGAAUCACUUUUCCAAUUAAAUAAUUGUCAAAUUGCAUCCUGUUGAUGGUGUGGUGCAGGGUUGCAAACAUUGUGCUGUGUGCUUUUGUUAUGUAUUUUUACAGAAAAUAUCUGAUCACACAAAUAAUCUUUUUGUAUUUCAUUCACUUAGCAUACUUUUGCACUGUAAAAUUGUUGCAAUAUAAUAUUGUGAAUACCACUUUAUCACACAAUAUCUAUUUAUGCCUUUGUAUGCUAAUGAGACGUACAUGUAGUGUGCUUUAAAUAAAUAUCUUUCACAAGCACA